UUUCUAUUCACACUUUUUUGCAAUCUAUAUACCCUGUUGCAUUCGUCUACGUAAACGAUCAAUCAACGAGAACCGGUUAUAUGUGUGUAAUUAUGACCGAAUUAAUUAGUAAAUCAGUCAGCUAUAAUGCAUCUUUCAGUAUACAGUGCACCGUCGUUUGUUUUGUGUGCGUAUUUUACCGAUUACAAUAUUGAACUAUGAUCUGGAUUAUUUCAACAAUCCUUUGUUCGGUUGUGUCGUUUGUUCUGAUUCUCGAUUUUUAUGUGAAGAAAUUCACCUCAUAUGAAUUGGCAAAAUCACUGCCUGGGCCGCACAUGUACCCAAUAAUCGGUGCCACAGAUUUCUUAUACAGUAGUAACGAAAAUCAGACAUUAGACAUCGCUUUAAGAUUCUGCAACACUUAUCCGAGUGGAUUUCCAUACUGGACCUUCGGAAAACUAGUGUAUCAUUGUUAUUCAGCAGAGUCGCUAGAGAAAAUUUUAACCAAUCCAAAGCAUAUAGAAAAGAGUUUGUCGUACAAAUUUCUACAUUCUUUGCUCGGCACUGGUUUGCUCACAAGUACAGGUGAAAAAUGGCUAAAGCGAAGAAAACUUCUGACGCCUGCUUUCCACUUUAGUGUGUUGCACGGAUUCCAAUCGACUUUUAGCGAACAAACUUCUCUAUUGGUCACUUGGAUCCGAGAAACAGAAAUAAAACGGUUGGAAGGUACAAAUUUACAGCAACUAAUUUCCAGAUUCACAUUGAACACAAUUUGCGAAUCGGCAAUGGGCGUUAAGUUAACAAGAAUCGACGAGUUAGAUGAUUACCGAAAGCAGAUAAACAUAAUAGGAAAAUUGCACGUUGAACGUCUUACGGUACCGUGGUUGUUCGUAGAUUGGAUCUAUAGCACGUUUGGUAACGGAGAUAUUGAACAUAAACAUGUUCAAGAAGCUCACGAUUUCACUGGAAGCAUAAUUGACAAGAAACGAAAGCAAUUUCAAUCCGAUAAUUGUCGAUUGGGAACUGCACCAGCUGCGAUCGAUUCAACAGUCAAAAAAGAACGUUACGCCAUGCUCGACACACUACUACAUGCCGAACAAAACGGUAACCAAAUCGAUGCCGAUGGAAUUCAAGAGGAAGUCGAUACAUUCGUUUUCGAAGGAUUUGAUACAACUAUGACGGCUAUUACGUUUAUCCUGUUUAUGGUAGCCCAUCAUGGUGAUGUGCAGCAACGUUUAUUCGAUGAAGUGCAGUCAUUCAACGACCAAAACGACUACAAUAAUUUUCCCUACUUAGAUGCAGUUAUUAAGGAGACACUCAGACUCUAUCCGAGUGUACCGUUUAUCGGUCGACUACUCGGCGAAGAAACAGAUAUUGAUAAUGCAAAGCUCCCGCAAGGAACCCUUGUACACAUUAUGAUUAGUGUUUUACAUCGUGAUCCUCGCUACUUCAAAGACCCCGAAAAAUUCGAACCGAAUAGAUUUCUCGACAGUGAAUUCGAGUCGGGCCCAAGACAUCCAUUUGCGUAUAUACCAUUCAGUGCGAGUCAUCGGAAUUGCAUCGGUCAGAAAUUUGCUAUGAUGGAACUAAGAACAGCUGUUACCGAGAUUGUACGAAAUUUUAAACUGAAACCAAUAACGAGAGUCGAAGAUGUAAAAAUCAUAUCUGAUUUAGUACUUCGGGCCAAAGACCCGAUUUAUAUACAGUUUGUGUCGAGAUAGAUUGGGAUAUAUUCAAUAUUAAAAGACAAACGGCAGCAAUUUCAAAAUUCUAUUCACAGCUAUACCCGAAAUUUUUAGGUUAUCGGGUUUCAACAUUUAAUUCGGAUUGACCUGAAAUUUGCGUACCAGUCAGGUUUGACCUGAUCACUAUGUGGGUUUCAGAUAAAUUUAGGUUAGGUCAAUAUUGAUUGAAUCAGGUUAAGGUUAAAAUAGGCUCAGGUAUUUUCAGAUCAGGUUUCAGGUAAGCCUGACAUCUGUUUCGAGCUUUAGCAAGAUUUGCCGAGCAGAUUUAUAAGAUAGAUUUGUCAAUUAUCUCAUUAACCGAUUGCUUGGACUGGGCGAUGAAAGCUUAUCUUUUCUGAAAAUGAUUAAUUGUUUGUGAGCUGAAACAACUGACCACAAUGCCGAAAUAGCGGCAAGUGAAUUUCGCAAGCUUUUUACUCAGAUACAAAGAAACACAGAGCUUAAAGCUCUUUAAAGCUAAUAAAUUAUCAUUUAAGCUGCUUUGGUCAGUGCAGUUCCACUUACUAUCAUUAUAUUUGUGUGUUGUUGCCGACAAUUUGUAAAUAAUGCUUUGCUUGCAAUUUUUUUCGAAUUCAUAUGGUAGUACAGGAAAUUGUAGUUACAGAUUUGAAAUAUUUAAAUUCUUAACGAUCUGGAGCGUAGGUUUGACAAAUUGGUAGAAAGUUGUUUGGGAGCUAUAUAAUGCAGAUGUACAAUAUUUGUAAAAUAUCCUGUUUUGUGAGUUUUUAUGUAGUUUGUUAUGAGGAAAAAGCGGAAGAAUUUAACAAAAUAAAGAAUUCAAGAAGAAAAUUUAAAAUUGAAGUGAAGAUUGCUAAUGCGUUUCAUAAAUCUGAGUUAGUGAAUGGAAUGGAUAAAUGCCUACAUCUAUAACAGUUAUGCGAUUUCCUGUACUAACAAAAUUCUCACGUUUCAUACCCAUACUCACCAGGUUGGUAUCUCUCAGCAGAUAAACAAAAAUUUCAAGCACUUCAAAGUGACGCUCAUCGACAGUUUUUGAUGUGUAGAUAAUUGAAUUGCUUUCAUUCAAUCAAAAUAAACGACAAACUUAUU
This is a messenger RNA of Bradysia coprophila, 2774 nucleotides long. RefSeq names its product putative cytochrome P450 4ac1. Gene Ontology annotation, molecular function: heme binding; monooxygenase activity; oxidoreductase activity, acting on paired donors, with incorporation or reduction of molecular oxygen. NCBI's taxonomy places the organism in Eukaryota, Metazoa, Arthropoda, Insecta, Diptera, Sciaridae. The record is from RefSeq and is a predicted model, not a curated record.